CUUUCUUAUACCCCACCCUUCACCGCUUCUGAUCUCUUCCUGAAUCCACCACCGCCCCCAACCCACUUUCUCUCCCACUUCUUAAAUUAUAACUUCCCAAGUAAGUAAUUAAUGUGAAUAGAGAGAGAAAAGGACAUGGCAACAGUGAAGAAGCUGAUCGUAGAGGUGAUUGAAGCCCGGAAUCUGCUACCCAUCGACGGUCAUGGCACCUCCAGCCCUUACGUCGUCAUCGACUAUUACGGCCAGAGGAAGAAGACCCAGACCGUCGAACGCGACCUGAACCCUCAGUGGAACAAGGUGUUGAAGUUCGACGCCGACGCCACCGACGCCGACGUUUUCGGCGACAUGCUCGAGCUCGUCGUCUUCCAUGACAAGGCCGUGGGUCCCACCAGGAGGAAUAACAUCCUCGGGGUUCUGAAACUCCACUCCACCCAGUUUGUGAAGAAAGGGGAAGAGGCCCUGAUUCAUUAUCCCCUGUCCAAGAAGCAUUUCUUCCACUGGGUUCGCGGGGACGUCGGACUGAAGAUCUAUUUCGCCGACGAGCCGGCUCCUCCGCCUGCUCCGUCGCCUAUUCCUGUCACAGAGGAAGUGAAGGCGGCUGAGCCGCCAGAGGAGGCGCAACCCACAUCCGAAUCCGCUGAUUCACUGGCGGGGGAUUCUGGUGGUCCACCGGAAACAGAAAAUUCAGACGAACAAAAGCAGAGUAACAAUCUCACAGAUCCGCCACCGGAACCGGAAAAACUCGUAGAUUCAGAUGGUGGAUCUGCUCUGGUAAGAUCGGCUUCGUCCGUAGCAACUUCUUCCAUACCGGAGGUCAAAAUCAGCGGCAACUUCGUCGUCCCAAAACCGAUCAGCCGGACGCCGUCGGUAAGCAGUUUCAUCUCCGAUGUAUCCGAUAGAUCUUUUAUCGAACGGUCCUCGUUCGAUCUGGUCGAGAAGAUGCAUUACAUCUUCAUCCGCAUAGUGAAAGCUCGAUCUCUACCGGCUUUCGGAUGCCCGGUGGUGAAAAUCGCCAUCUCCGGCACUCACGUCGUUUCCAGACCCGCCCGGAAAACCUCCGUUUUCGAGUGGGACCAGACAUUUGCUUUUGGAAAAGACGCGCCAGAUUCCUCCUCCAUUUUGGAGGUUUCAGUGUGGGACCCAGUGAUUGCCACGCAAGCUGACUCUACAUCUGACGUGGCCGGAGAAAACUUUUUGGGCGGUAUAUGUUUUGAUGUGAGUGAGAUCCUACUCAGAGAUCCGCCGGACAGUCCUUUGGCGCCGCAAUGGUAUAGACUAGAAGGAGCUGGGGUCUACGGAGGCGAUCUUAUGCUGGCCACGUGGAUGGGGACUCAAGCUGACGAAUCGUUUCCUGACGCGUGGAAAACGGAUACUGCAGGUAACCCCACUUCACGGUCUAAGGUGUACCAGUCGCCUAAACUGUGGUACCUUAGAUCAACCGUUGUUGAGGCCCAAGACGUCUUCCCACUAAGCCCACUAUCGAAGCAUUCCCUCCAAGUCAAAGCCCAACUGGGGUUCCAAAUCCAAAAGACCAAAACCGCCGCAUCUGCCACCGGAUCGCCGUCGUGGAACGAAGACCUGUUGUUCGUUGCGGCGGAACCUUUCACCGAGAAUUUCCUCCAGUUCUUCCUAAUCGAGCACGUUUCUCCGAAAGAGCAAUCCGUUAUCGGCGUAGCUAGAAUACCGCUCGCCUCCAUCGAACGCCGCGUCGACGACCGCCAGAUUGUUUCUAGAUGGUUCACUUUCGAAGAGGAGAAAGAAGAGAAGGUAAUAUACAGAGGCAGAGUCCACCUGAAACUCUGUUUUGACGGCGGAUAUCACGUCGUCGAAGAACCGGCGCAUGUAAGCAGCGAUUACCGUCCGACGGCCAGGCAGCUCUGGAAACCGCCGGUCGGCAGUGUUGAGUUGGGAAUAAUCGGAUGCAAGAACCUCUUGCCGAUGAAGACAAUGAGAGGAAAAGGGUCUACAGAUGCGUAUGUAGUCGCGAAGUACGGUAACAAAUGGGUCCGUACUCGUACAGUAUCUGAUAAUCUGUGCCCUAGAUGGAAUGAGCAGUACACUUGGAGGGUGUAUGAUCCAUCUACUGUGUUGACAAUUGGGGUGUUUGAUAGCUGGGAGGUGUUUGAAUCAGAUGGCUCAAAAGAAUCCAAGCGAAUUGAUGUUCGUAUGGGGAAGGUGCGUGUUCGGAUUUCCACAUUGGCCACCGGGAAAGUAUACAGAAACACAUUCUCAUUGUUGACUUUGUCCCCGGCGGGGUUGAAGAAAAUGGGAGAGAUUGAGUUGGCUGUGAGGUUUGUCCGCUCAUCUCCGACUCUAGAUUUGUUGCACGUAUACACACAACCGAUGCUUCCAGUGAUGCACAACAUCAAGCCGAUCGGUGUGGGACAACAAGAGCUGUUACGGGCAGCCGCGGUUAGACUAGUUAUAACACACUUGUCUCGAUCAGAGCCGUCAUUGAGGAGGGAGGUGGUGACCUACUUGCUCGAUGCGGAUGCAAACAUAUUCAGCAUGCGUAAAGUGAGGGCUAAUUGGUUACGAAUCGUCAGUGUCAUGGCGGGCGUGUUAGAUGUAGUGAAGUGGGUGGAAGAGACACGCGCCUGGAGAAACCCGACUUCUACCAUUCUCGUGCACGCUUUGUUGGUAGUGCUAGUGUGGUUCCCAGAUUUGAUCAUCCCCACUUUUGCAUUCUACGUGUUCACAAUCGGAGCCUGGAACUACAGGUUCAGAUCCAACCGCCGGGACAGACUGGACCAUUUUGAAACCAAAAUCUCACUUGCAGAGUCUAUCGAACGAGACGAGCUAGACGAAGAGUUUGAUGGCAUUCCUUGCAUGAGGCCAAAUGAAAUGGUACGAGCCCGGUACGACAAGCUAAGGGUGCUUGGUGCACGUGUGCAAACUAUGUUGGGCGAUGUAGCCACACAAGGGGAACGCGUGCAGGCAUUGGUGGCGUGGCGAGAUCCACGAGCGACAGGGAUAUUCAUUGUUCUGUGUCUGCUGGUGGCGCUUGUGCUUUACUUGGUGCCGUCAAAGAUGAUAGCUUUGGCGUUCGGAUUCUAUUAUCUGAGGCAUCCUUUAUUCAGGGACAGAAAGCCUUCGCCAGCUUUGAAUUUUUUCCGCAGAUUGCCUUCGCUAGCGGAUCGAAUGCUCUAGCUCUCACUCUCCCUUGUACUUGUGCUAUCAUGACUUUGACUCUACUCCUCUUGACCUUUGUAUUUGGUUGGAGUUUCAUUUCUAUUUGAGUUAAUUGAUGCUUGUGUGAAGCUCAACUGAGGCAUGAUUAAUGUCAAUACAGAGUUUAUACACAAUGAUUGGUUACUUGGUUACCAUCAUAUAAUUAGUGGUGCUUUAUAAAAUUUGAUAUAACAUAGAUGAAAAUUUC
Molecule: messenger RNA, 3379 nt
Organism: Cuscuta europaea
Lineage: Eukaryota; Viridiplantae; Streptophyta; Magnoliopsida; Solanales; Convolvulaceae
Source: the annotation of a GenBank genome assembly